This is a messenger RNA of Aedes albopictus (Asian tiger mosquito), 6069 nucleotides long. RefSeq lists its product as uncharacterized. Gene Ontology annotation, molecular function: nucleic acid binding. The record is from RefSeq and is a predicted model, not a curated record. Gene Ontology annotation, biological process: DNA integration. Bases 1 to 6069 code for a protein of 2022 amino acids. The transcript is spliced from 3 exons. NCBI's taxonomy places the organism in Eukaryota, Metazoa, Arthropoda, Insecta, Diptera, Culicidae.
AUGGCGGAAGAAGAAAGUUUGCGGGAGCUGAGUCGUGAAGAACGGCAGCUGAAGAAUUCCCUGAAGGCAAUUGUGAAAUUCGUCAACGAGUUCCAGCGAUCAACCCAGGAGAACCAAAUUGAGGUGCGGUUGGAGGCGUUGGAGAAUGUGAUGCAGAAGUUCUACAGUGUACGCCGUAAGAUCGAGAUUGCCAUGGACGAAGUAGAUCCCGAAGAAGAUGAUGAAGACGUCAAGGAAACUGCAGAGGAACGCAAGAAACGCCUGGAAAAGGCAACCGCUAUCCGUGAAGCCCAGUACGAUGAAGCGAUCCGUGUAGUGGAAGAGAAGUACUGUGAAGUUAAGGCUGCUCUAAUAUCGUUAAGACCGCCGAAGCCGAGUUCUUCCCAGUCGACUGCUGGAGUCCAAGCUCAUGUGGAUUCCGGGACAUCGAGAGUCAAGCUGCCAGACAUAAAGCUGCCAUCCUUCAGCGGCAAGAUCAAGGAGUGGAUAACUUUCCGGGACACGUUUCGCAGCCUCAUUCACAACAAUCGCCAGCUGGCGCCGAUCGACAAAUUUACUUAUUUGCGAUCCUCUGUCCACGGCGAUGCCCUACAAGAAAUCUGCUCGGUGGAGCUCUCGGCGGAGAAUUACGAAGUUGCUUGGAAGGCCCUAGAGAAGAAGUUUGAAAACAAAAAGCUCAUCGUAAAGGCGCAUCUGGAUGCGAUUUUUUCCGUGGAGCCGUUGCGACGAGAAAACUGCGAUGCGUUGAAUCACUUGAUCAACGAGUUCGACAGGAACCUCCAAAUGCUCAACAAAAUUGGAGAAAACACGGCGAAUUGGUCAACGAUCCUUGCGUACAUGCUCUGCUCUCGUCUAGACUCAGCCACCCUCCGGCUGUGGGAAUCACAUCACAACUCCAAAGAUGUUCCGGAAUUCGACGAGCUGUUGGAGUUUCUGCGUGAUCACUGUCUUGUUUUGCAGUCCAUCGCGCCUUGCAAGCCCAUCGAAUCCGAGCAGAAGCGUGCUCGAGUCACAACGACGUACACGUCAUCCGAAUCUGCACGAAAAUGCCUGUUCUGUGCGGAGCCGUUCCAUCUUCCCUUCAAAUGCAACAAGUUCAAGGGCUUGACGAUUAAUCAGCGGGUAGAAGAGGCCAACAAGAAACGUCUGUGUCGCAACUGCUUAUCCGCAGGUCACUACGCAGAAGGUUGCUCCAAGGGUUCCUGUACGAAGUGCGGCAGAAAUCAUCAUACAAUGCUGCAUUUCGAGAACGCGCCAACGAGUCCGCGAGCACCGAAACCAUCCGUUCCACAAACGCAAGAUCAAACCCGCGCAGCAGGACAGACACAGCCACAACCAAGUCAAACACCACCAAAGGAUCAGACACAAACACCCACUCAACCAGCUACACAAACCACAAACUCCUACCCAGUGAUCCAAUCAAGCUCUCAGCACACUCCCCCACAACCCACUACAGACCCACACGCCACUGUUACUCUGAAAGCUGUUAAGCAAUCAGAAAAUAUGCAAUCUCUCCCUCGACAAGUACUAAUGUCAACCGCAAUUGUUCGUGUGCAAGACCCGUUCGGAAACGUUUCGUUUGCUCGAACAUUGCUGGACUCCUGUUCAGAGUUUUGCUACGUCACGACUAGCUUCUCCAAGAAGCUCAAGCUGAAGGAGACUCCAGCCCUCUUGAAAGUGGAAGGAAUCGGCAGCGGAAGCGUCACAUCGACGAAAUCGGUGGAAGCAAGGAUUCAACCUCGACAAGCAACACUCUCCGCCUUCGACGAAGAUAUGCAGUUCUACGUCCUGCCCAAGAUCACCCGGACGUUGCCGAUCAGCCCUGUCCAGGUGAAGGUACUGGAGAUACCAAGCGACAUCGUGUUGGCGGAUCCGACCUUCGGAGAACCUGGUCCUAUCGAUAUGAUCAUCGGUGCUGAAUUCUACAUCGAUCUUCUUGCUGCGGGACGACGAAAGCUUUCCGAUAGUGGUCCGACUCUGCGGGAAACCGUUUUCGGAUGGAUUGUGUCCGGUAGAGUUCCAGAAGUUCCUGCCAACAUUCCAAGAACGUCGACUUUCGUCAGCACGAUGGUUGAUCUGCAAGAACUCAUCGCCAAAUUCUGGGAGCUGGAGACGUGUCAUAUCAACAGCACGAACUCAGUGGAGGAAACAGCGUGUGAGGAGAUUUUCAACAGAACUACCACCCGAAACGAAGAAGGGAAGUUUGUCGUAGCCCUUCCACGAAAGGAGCACGUCAUGGAGAAACUAGGCGAGUCCAAAAACAUCGCUAUCAAGCGGUUCCUGAGCCUCGAAAGGCGGCUGGACAGCGACCAGGAACUGAAGGCGAUGUACACUGAGUUCAUUCAUGAAUAUCAGCUGAUGGGACACAUGAAGCAAGUCCCCGAGGAGACUGACAGUGAAGCACCAGUCUACUACUUGCCGCAUCAUGCGGUGUUGCGUCCAGACAGCACGACCACAAAACUUCGUGUUGUCUUUGAUGCCUCGUGCCGCACAUCAACGGGAGUGUCGCUCAACGACGCGUUAAUGGUGGGCCCUGUAGUCCAGGAUCCUCUCCUGGCGAUUCUACUACGGUUUCGCCUCCAUCGAAUAGCGGUAGUGUCGGAUGUGGCGAAAAUGUACCGGAUGGUGCUCACCCAACCGACCGAUCAUCCUCUUCACAAAAUUGUGUGGCGUGAUUCGAAAGACCAACCCCUGAAAUUCUUCGAACUCACCACUGUCACAUACGGAACGGCUAGCGCGCCGUAUUUAGCGACAAGAUGCCUCAAGAAGCUGGGCGAAGAUUGUGCACCCACGCAUCCAGUGGCAUCUGAAGUGAUCCAGCAUGACUUUUACGUCGACGAUAUGCUGUCGGGCGCCGAUAGCGUCGAGGAAGCCAAAACGUUGGUGAAGCAAGUCAAGGACGUGUCAGACUCGGCGGGAUUUAGUCUCCGGAAAUGGAAUUCCAACUCAAGCGAAGUUCUCCGUAGCAUUCCGAAGCACCUGCGAGAUGAUCGCUCCAUGCUUGAGCUUGAUUCGUCCAAUGCAACAGUGAAAACAUUGGGACUACGGUGGAAUGUGAGCUCCGACGAAUUCCACUUUUCCUUUCCUCAGUGGAAGUCCAAUUCCUCGACCAUCACCAAGCGAAGCAUACACUCCGACGCAGCGUGCCUGUUCGAUCCGUUAGGACUAGUCGGCCCGGUUGUUGUGCAGGCGAAAAUCUUCAUUCAGCAGCUUUGGCGGCUGAAAUGCGGCUGGGAUGACCCACUGGAUGAGUCGAUACAGGAAAUGUGGAGAGAAUAUCGGCAGAACUUGAUGGCACUCGAAACGCUUACUAUUCCCCGCUGGGUUGGACUCAGCAACGAUUGCGUUUCCGUUCAACUGCACGGAUUCAGCGAUGCGUCAACAGUAGCGUACGGAGCGUGUCUCUAUCUCCGUUGCGUUGCCUCAGACGGGUCCGUUACUGUGCGGUUAAUCACAUCGAAGUCUCGAGUGGCUCCUCUUGAGAAUCUGGAGCAAAAGAAGAAGAAAAUGACAAUUCCCCGGCUCGAGCUGUCGGCUGCACUCCUGUUAAGUCACCUCUACGAGAAGUUCGUCCAAGUCAAGGCUGUACCUACCGCGUUUUUCUGGACGGAUUUCACAAUUGUUAAUCACUGGCUCGGAUCUCCUCCGUCUCGUUGGCAAGUGUUCGUUGCCAACCGUGUAUCGGAGAUACAACAUCUCACCCAAGGUGGAACGUGGAGCCAUGUAGCGGGAAUCGAGAAUCCUGCGGACCUCAUUUCUCGUGGGAUGUCGCCAGCCCAACUCCAAUACGAAAGGCGCUGGUUCGAAGGUCCCCAGUGGUUAUUACAGGAUCAAUGCUAUUGGCCUCAAGCGAGCCAAACCACCGAAGUUCUAGAAGACGUCACGCUUCUGGAAGAGCGUGCAUCACAAGCGUUUCUCACACAGGGAGUUCCUCCGAAUGAGCUGUUUGGACUACGAUGGUCGUACCAGGAGCUGCAGCGCAUUGUAGCCCUUCUGAUCCGCUUCAAGCACAAUACUACAAAUCGAAGUUCGAAGCGAACUGGACCUGUCUCACUGGAAGAAUUAGAGGAAGCACUGAUCGUCCUAGUGCGUCAAGCUCAACAAGACAGCUUUCCGGAAGAAAUGGCAGAUCUUGGAAAACAAGGAGAAGUGAAAUCAUCGUCCAGGAUCAGAUCGUUGUACCCUAUUAUGAAGGCAGGCAUCAUAUGCGUCGGUGGCUGUCUUGCCAAUGCUCCAGUGCCAGAAACUCGAAAGCAUCCGUUCAUUUUGGAUCAUCGUCAUCCACUAGCAAUAGCGUUAGCUAGGCACUACCACUACAAGUUCUACCACGCUGGACAGCAACUACUAGUAGCAACCCUUCGCGAAAGAUUCUGGCCAACGAAUGCGAACAGCUUGGCGAGAAAGGUCAUCCACGGAUGCAUUCCGUGUUUCCGAAGGAAACCAAAGGUCAUCGAUCAGCUUAUGGCUGAUUUACCAGUGGAGCGCGUCACUCCAUCAGCUCCAUUUUUGAAGGUCGGCGUGGACUACUGCGGACCUUUCCACAUCAGCUACCCCAACCGGAAAUCCAGCCCGGUGAAGUGCUACGUUGCAGUGUUUGUCUGCCUGUCGGUGAAGGCAAUUCAUCUAGAGCUCGUCGUGGAUUUGACGACUCAGGCAUUCAUUGCGGCUUUAAGACGCUUCGUCGCUCGACGAGGCCGACCCCAGCUCAUUAUGUGCGACAACGCGACUACGUUUGUUGGAGCAAAUCGAGAGUUGAAGGAGCUCUGCAAGCAGCUGAACGACAGAAAAUUCCAAGAUUCCGUUAUCAAGGAAGCAGCGAACGAUGGCAUAGAAUUCAAGUUCAUCCCACCCCGGACGCCAAAUUUCGGUGGUUUGUGGGAGGCCCAAGUGAAGUCCUUCAAAAACCACUUCAAGAAAGCAGUAGGACUCCGAACGUUGAAGAACGACGAAAUGCUGACGGCUCUUGCCCAAAUCGAAGCGGUCUUAAACUCUAGACCGAUGACUGCUAUCAGCAGCGAUCCUACAGACUACGAGGCCCUAACCCCGGGGCAUUUUCUAGUGCAGCGUCCGCUAACUGCUGUAGCGGAUCGAACCUUCGACGAUGUCUCCAUCAACCACCUGAAGAUGUGGGAGCAAGCGCAGUCUCUCACCCAGCAGUUCUGGAUGAAGUACAGCACCCAGUACCUUUCUGAUCUGCAGAAUCGUGUCAAAUGGACGAAGAAGAAGGCCGACAUCGCUGUGGGUACGAUGGUUCUUCUCAAGGAAGAGAACACACCUCCACUGAGGUGGCCACUUGGCAGAGUGGUAAAGGUGUUUCUUGGUACUGACGGACAUGUUCGUGUUGUCACGGUACGUACCAAGGAUGGUAGCUUCGACAGAGGCAUCACCAAGCAUUCUACGAGUGCUUCGCCUCUGACCCCAUGGGUCACCUCGAUGAAGUCCAAAGAUCAGUCCGUCAGUCUACAAGUGGUGAAAGGUCAAGUCUCGUCAAGUAUCGUCUGUGUAUGUCUGUCCAAGUCCCUCGUCUUGGUAAAAGGUAACACUGAAGCAAUUCAGUUCAGCAUGGGAGAUAGCAUCUACUCCCGCUCCGGUGCACUGUGCACCUGCCACUACACUCGCUACCACCGCAUCCCCUGGAGACAGCCAUGGUACCAUCUCCAGGUCACCUCCCUCGUUUGGUUGGCAAUGGGCCCGGCCAGCUCUACCGUCAAUCGCUACGACCGAGGACAAGUUAGAAGCCUUCCACUGGAACCAAUACCCGCAAGGCGCUACUCCAAGGAGAACUCUCAGGCACCACUACUGCCUUUGUGGGGAAAUCACCAAUCGAUGCACUUUAACCACCACCCCGGCGGCGGCCCGUACAAGACGAAGCCGUCCAAGAUGAUCACUACCCAAGCAAAUGCAUCAACCGAUGCAACCCGACAGACGAGAAUAUCGACCACCAAUGAACCACGACGAGACGAAGAAGCAAAUCCACAAGAUGAAGAGAAGAAGCUGCACCCGCAGGAUCCCGUCGCAUGCGUACGCUGCAACCGCAGUACAACACGGUGCGACGACGAAACCGAGUAA